CUAUAGAAACCCCUUUUACUCGUCUCUCUCACACACAGUCACACAGUAAAUAUCAAUGGCCUCCUCACGAUCUCUCAACACCGCCACUGCUCUCAUGAAAAUCCUCCCCUCACAGCUCUCACCUCAGACGGCCAGUCCCUUACCUACCCGUUCACUUUUCAGCGUCGCUCUUCCGACAAGCGCCGGUUCAGAAGCCAACUCCGGUCUCACCGCCGCCGUUGAUCCCACGAAUCCCCUCCGCUCACGUCUCUCUCCUCAGAUGUCCGUCACUCGUUUCGCCGCUCGUUCAUUUCACACCGUCGGAAGAGCGAAAUCCGACUCUCUCCCCACCACCAUUGGCCUCACGAAGCUCCUCCGCUCACCUCCGACGGUCACUCCCUUCGCCGCUCGCUCACUUUGCACCGUCCCUGUUCGGAAAAUCGUCGAUUCGGAGUCCGACGCCGACCUCGGCUCUAUUGAUCUCGAAGGAGUGGGUGAUCGGAAAGGGUGUAGCAAAGCAUUUGAGAAGAAACUGGUGCAUGACAGGUUCUACCUGAUCAGGCUUAACCUGCCCGGUGUGACCUCAGAUGAUCUGAAAAUUAUGGUGGACGAGAAGAAAGACAUAGUGUUGGAGGGUAAGUGCAAGAGUGAAGCCAAGUAUGGGUAUGGGGGAAGCGUCUACAAUGGCAGAAUCCCAGGCUGUCCAUUGCUCUGCAAAAUGGACCAGUUGGAGACGGAGAUGAUAGAUGGUGUCCUCUGGAUUACUCUUCCACUCACUGAAGAUGCCAGGAGGGCCUUCAAGUGGCAACGCGAUUUGUUGGUGAAAAAGGAGCUUUCCUUCGACAUCGACGCCAUCCGUCCAGUUCUCACUGAUAUGUUUCUACGCGACCCCAAUAACAAGAUAAAGCAUGAGUUUUGAAGGGAGUGAAUGGGAGAGAUCACAAAAUAUUUGAUGAAUAUGGACUUUGUGUUGGUCAGUGUUUUUAUUUUUUCUCUCAUUGACCGAUAUAAUGUAAUGAUCCACGUAUAGAGAGACCGAUGAUGCUUUGGCAUAUACAAAAUACUACUUACAUUUUUUUCUAUAAAAAAGCUUGUGUCUUUUAAACUUCUAGUAAGAAUC
This is a messenger RNA of Cornus florida, 1099 nucleotides long. RefSeq lists its product as uncharacterized. The transcript is spliced from 3 exons. Lineage: Eukaryota; Viridiplantae; Streptophyta; Magnoliopsida; Cornales; Cornaceae. The record is from RefSeq and is a predicted model, not a curated record. Bases 56 to 898 code for a protein of 280 amino acids.